Molecule: messenger RNA, 6156 nt
Organism: Stylonychia lemnae
Lineage: Eukaryota; Ciliophora; Spirotrichea; Sporadotrichida; Oxytrichidae
Source: the annotation of a GenBank genome assembly
AUGUCUUCUCUUUUUACUACUACUUCUUUCGAUAAUUACUCAGAUAAAACCUCAAACUACAACCCUCUAAAAGGAAAAUAAGGAAUCGGAUUAGGUUUUUAUAGCUUUUGGUUUAGAAUGACUUGCUCCGAACACAAUAAUGGAUAUUCAACUAGAUUAGUAGAAUUAACUCCCAGUCUUCAAAAUUCAGUUAGAGUAAACCUUGACCUAUUUAGAAACUCUACUGGUUGCUUCUUGAUCUUUAUUAAAGGCUAUUAAGCACUAAGCGAAAUUGCUAUUAAUGAUAAUUGGUACAAUGCAAUGGUAGGUUUUGGAAGUACAAAUACUACAUGGACAUAUAAAGUAAAUAAUUUUGUUACUAGCCUAUCUCUAGGCUAAGCUUAUAACCACUCUGAUCAAAUUGCAAUUUCUACCUAUAAUUACAUGUUGCCUGGAAAGUUUGUUCGAAUGAGCGAGAUUUCCUUUUGGUUUGUUAAUCAUAUGACUACAAAUAUGCAGGAUUUUUUUGAUAGAUACUAUGGUAUAUCUCAAGAAUAUGGCACCUCAUAAGACACGUCUUUUUUAUAAGAUUUUUAUCCAACUUUAAAUGAUGGAAAUUCAACUGCAUCAUGGAAAUCUUAAAUAGGAGGUAAAUUUGCUACAAGUUCGAGAUCUAUCAAUCUUAAAUGGGUGAAUGAGACAACUUAGGCAAAAGUACUUUGUCCUCCUGGAUUUAGGAAUAAUCAUAAUCCCACAACAUCGAAAUCUAAUUGUAUUUAAUGUACUAACCCAUGUUUUGAAUGUGCUUAAUAAUCCUCUACUAGAUGCUUAUCAUGCGAUAAUGGCUUCAAUUGGUAUGACUACUCUUGUCUUGCUAAAUAAUGCCCGGCAGGAUAGUAUUUAAAUUAUACAACAAGAAAAUGUGAAAAUUGUAUUUCCCCUUGUAGUACCUGCCUCAAUUCUACAGCCUGCACAUUUUGUCCUUCCACACAUAACUUGAUUGAUGAUGGAUCAUAAAAAUGCCUGUUAGCUACAUCUGGUUGCCCAGUGGGAACUUAUAAGGACAAAGAUGGAUUGCGAGUUUGUAGAAAAUGCCCAAUUGGCUGUACUUCUUGUGACUCACAAGGCACAUGUACAGCAUGCACAACAAAUAAGAUACUUUCUAAUGGAACUUGUGUAAAUAAUUACUGCACAGAUGGCACCUAUUUCGAUACAAUUACUUAACAAUGCUUAUUGUGUGAUACUGGGUGUUCUGCAUGCUCACCUAUAUAGUGCUUUUAGUGCUUAGAGGGAUAUUAUUACAAUGGAAUCAAAUGUGUGGUCGCUUCAUAAUGCCCUGCUGCUACAUACGGAGAUGAUAAAUCCAGAUCAUGCAUGAAAUGCUAACCAGACUGCUUGACUUGCAAAACCAACAACUACACUUGCACUUCCUGUGAUAGUGAUACAUUCUUACUAGAUAGCAAAUGCAUAACAAAAUGCCCUCUAGUUGGCUAUUUCCACAAUUCAACUGUCAGAGAAUGCUAGCCCUGCUAAAUUGGCUGUGAACUUUGUAUAAAUAAUGCUUCAGAUUGUGUGUCUUGCAAAUAAGGGUUUCUCUCCAAUGGAAGAACCUGCUCAGACAAAUGUCCGAAUCAAUAUUAUUCCACAGCAUCUGGCUUUUGCUAUCCUUGUGAUCCUGCUUGCAAAGUAUGCACUGGAUCCUAAAAUACAUAAUGCUCUGCCUGCAGUGUUGACAAUUAUUUAAUGGGCACUACUUGUGAUUAGUUGUGUCCAGCACAAUAUUUUGCUGAGAUAGCAACUUUAACUUGCUAAUCAUGUAAAUAUUACUGUGAAAGUUGUACUGCUAAAGAUACUUGCAAUAAAUGCAUGACAGGAUUUGUCCCAACAACAGAUAAAAUUAAUUGUACUGGAGAAUAUGUUUUGAGAGUUGAUUAGGAUUAGAGACUAAGCCUCCCAAUAAAUAAUGACUAGCUUCCAUCUUCAUUAGAUCCUAAUGAAAUGACAGUUGAAAUCUGGUUAAAGGCAGACAAUCUAUUGAAUGACUAGACAUAAAUCAUCAUAGGAAUGAGUCCUUAUAAAAUUCGAAAACUUCCUUCAGUAGGAAGAUUGCAACUAAAUUACCAAGGAAUCCUAAUGUAUUGUGAAAAUACAGAUAUCUAGUUAAGUAAUGGUUAAUGGCAUCAUUUCGCUUUUACUCUAUCUGAAAAUACCUUAUCCUUGAAAUGCUAUAUUAAUGGCUAAUCGUAUAGUACUGGUACAAUGGCGUCAGUAUUGAUCGCUAAAAAUGUAACUAGGCCUACUGAAUUAACUCUUGGAGGGACUACUAUUCCAAAAGGAAAUGAGAAUAAUUUCGAUGGAUAUCUUCGAGAAUUCAGAUAUUGGAAAAUCGCAAGGUCAGAAUUUUAAAUACAGUAUUUUAGAAGCGUAGAUGCAGUUAUUUAUUCCUCCGACAUGUUUGCCUAUUGGAAAUUGAAUGAAGUUAAUAACGGAACCGAAACAAAAUUGUAUGAUUAUUCAAGUCCUGGAACAAAUAAAGUAGAUCCAACUAGUUAACCCUUAGCGGGGUCGGUGCAAAAUAUAAUGGAAAUGAGAGAAAGAUUGAUUAUAAUCUGUCCUUAAGGCAAAUAUGCCUAUUAUAGUGAAAAAAUAGGCUAUUAAUAAUGUUUUCCCUGUCAUUCUAAUUGCAAAAAUUGCAAAGGACCCACCAUAAAUGACUGCGUUGAAUGUAAUGCUCCUUUAAAAUUAGUUGAGCAAAAGUUUACAUGCGAAUUAAUAUAAGAUUGCCCUUAAGGGGCUUAUAUGGAUCCGAUAAAUGGACUAUGCUAUCCUUGUAAUGAAUUUUGCAUAAGCUGCUCAGGCACUCCAAAUAAUUGCCCAACCUGUAAGUCUACUGCUUUUAGACAGUUUUAAGGCUCUGGUUGUGUUGAAUCAUGCCCAAUUGGGAUGUAUGGAAAAAUAGCAAACUAACUUUGCUAUUUUAAUCCUAUUGUCUAAUAUAUAAGUCCCUCAGAUAAUUCGAUUUUCGAGCAUGGAGAUUUCAUAGAAUUAAAUGCAAGAUUUAAGCUUUUAAACAAUGAGGCAUAAGAACAUUUGAAUUUAGGUUGGAAAGUUAUCAGGAAUCCUGGUUCUGUAGAUGUCUCCCAGGAUAUCAUUAAAACAUUCUAUAACACAAAUAUAACACGAGUUCAUUUGGAUAAUAAUGUACUGUAACCAAAUUUCUAUUAUACUCUUACGUUCUAUGUUUAAGGUAAGGAGGAAUACUACAGUAAUAUGGACUCAUUUCUGACUCAUUAAAUUUAUGUUGGUGCCCCUCCAAAGAGUGGAAAAUGCCAAGUAAGUCCUUUACUAGGUAUCUCGACAGUAACUCAAUUUACGAUAAAAUAAUUAGCUUGGCAAGACAAUGAGCCAUUAAUAAGGUAUGAAUUCUACUACUCUAUGGAUGGAGGUGAAAUAUUCAUUCCUAUAGAGUCUUCUGAUUAUAAAAAUGCAACUCUCAGCUACAUUUUUGCAUCAACUUAUGAUAAGUUUAUAGAUGUCAAAAUAAAAUGUAAGGCUAUAAACGCCUAAGGAUUCUCUAACACUGCAAUGACUUCAAUUUCACUAGAAAAGAAAUCAAAUGCUGACGCACUUAAAGAUUUAGAAAAGCUAAAAACAGAUUCACUAGAAUCUGAGAUAGAAUUUCUAUAGAUGGCACAUCAAAUUAAUCUGAUUUCAAAAUAUCUUGGGAAUCUUGAUGAAUAAGAUAAUACUAUAUUUGACCCAAAACUAAAUUCAGGCUCAUGCUAAGAUUCUCUAUGCAACAACAACGGGAAUUGUGUUUAUCUAGAUUUCUAGAAAAAAUACUACUGCAAUUGCACAGAACCAUAUGGUGGAGUCAACUGCACUUUUUCUAAUACUUCAUAAAUUACAAUGAUCAAAAGUAUUUCAGAGUUGCUGUUACUUGGAUAUAACUCAGUCCCAGAUAAAGUUUUUGAGUUUGAAUUCUUAAAGCUUACAACUGAAUACAAAGAAAUGAUCAGUGAUUCAACUUUUGGAGUGGCAUGCUCGAUCUUAACUUAUAAAAUAUUACGGUGGGAAUAUGAAGGGGAAUCAUAGACUGAUCAGCAGUUAUAUAACUACAUACUAUUAAUGUCAAAUCUGAUUGAGUACAUUGAAUGGCUAUCUAUAAAGAAUAAUGUGACUAAAAACUGGGGAAGCGAUACUAGUAAACUUCAAAACUCAUAUGAUAAUAUGAGAGCUGCUAUGGAAAUAUUCUACAGCGUAAAAUAGAAUACAUUGAUUUAAAUAAGUUAAUUGAACCCUGUAAAAUCUUUCACAACUAGAAUGGUCAGCUACAAAUAAUAACUUAUGAAUAAAGAUACAUUACAAACAGUUGCUGCAUAUGAAUCAGCUAAAAGAUCUUCGAGAACUAUGAUAAAAAUAUCUCCUAAUAAUUUUGAAGAUGCGAAUGUAUACGUAGAAAAUGACUUUAUUCUUGAAACUAUAGAGUAUGCCUUCAAUCCUUUUGAAAUAAUCAACAAAUAAAACACAGCAACAAAUAUAUUCGAAGUCAGCAUGUUCAAUUAUACUACCAAAGAAAAAGCAGAUGUCUAUGGACUCGAAAAUGGCUUCGAAUUUUACUUUCCAUACUUAGAUAACAGUAAUCUGACUGAAUUUAUGAGUAAAUACAAUUCUUUAAGUCCAUUCAAGGCAGCACAGAACUUGCAAAGGUAAAAGCUUCUCAAUGCAAGUUAAAUGGCCUGCUCUUAUUGGAAUAGCAGUGCGUGGGAUACUUAGGGAUGCACUUUUAUGGGUUUGGAUAACACUCAUGUGAGAUGUAAGUGCAAUCACCUUACUUCCUUUUCUCCUCAGUUUAAAACUCCUGUACUGAGUAAUUAAUAAGAAGUUGUAAAUCAAUCUGAUGCUUAUCAAGUAGCUACAGAUUAUGAUUAUGGGGAUAUUACAGUUGGUGAAUUAAUAGUCCCGAUGGAUAUUUAUAUGAAAAAUCUUUAGGAGUUACUAUAGCAUAAAUAACCUCAGCCAAUUGACUUUUUAUUCAAGCCUGGCCUCUAUGUCGUUCUUAUUUUCUGGUUAAUGUAUUUAUCAAGCUUAGUAUACUAUUCGGGAAGAGAUAAUAUGCGGCGAUAUAAGAUGACUAAAUCUCAAAAUAGAGAUGAUCUUGCUGAGAUAUCCGAUAAAAAAAUCCAAUGCUAGGAAGAUGUAAUAAAAGAUCUAGUAAUAAAGAUUCAGCUUACUAAAUAAGCUUCUAAAUCUAGCAAGGAUGAUUCUUCAGGCCUUCUAUCAUAAAUAAAGCAAUCGCAUAGAGAUAUUAAAAAUAGUUAAUUAAAGGUAAUACAUGAGGACUCAAAUAAGCAAACAUCAGUUGAUGAAUUUUCACCGAAUACUUGCAGAAUUAAGCAGUAUGAAGAGAUGGAUCCCCUGGAGUAGAGAUAAUACAGACGCAGAGCAAAGAAGAGAGUGUUUGGCAAGGUUAGUGAUGUGUGGGAAAGAGCUAAUAGAUUCUAUAAGAAAUCAAACAAAGGACAUGCAGACAAAAAUGAUAAGAAAAUGAAAUUCUUUAAUGAAGCUCUAAAAGCCAGUUUGUGGAUGGGUUUAAUGUCAAAGACUAGUAAAAUAGCCCCCAGACAUAUAAGGCUCACACUUAUGUAUCUCUACCUGUCUUGUCAUCUUUUAAUAACUAGUUACGGAUAAAUGUUCGGAUACUAUUCUCAAUUUGAGUAGAUUAUAGGAGAAUCAAUGUUUGCCAUGCUCGGUUCUACAGUGAUUACUCUGAUUAUUCCUUGGAUUAUUUGUUUUCCAGUAGCUUUGAUAUUUAGAAUGCCCCUCCAUCUAAGGAAACAAGUCGAAGGUGUCCGAUCUCGGAAAGUGAACAUUGCUUUUAAAGAAAUCGACAAGUAAAUGGGAUGUAGAUAUGCUGUUGGUUAUUUUAUCAGUUAUUUUUUCUAUAUUGUAAUGACUCUGGUUGUGAUAUUCUUUAACUACAUAUAUCCAGCAGACUAUUGCCUGUCUUGGCUGUUCCAGCUAGUAGUUCUUUACUUUUUAGACCUAAUUUUUUUCACCUUUGCUUUUGCAGGAUUUUAACUUAUUAAUUCGCUUUUGGCUUCUAAAGUGAAAUUCUUUUACAAAGUAUGGGCCUUCUUUGAAGUAAUCAGAUACUAUAAAAAUCUAAGAGGGUGA